UCGAUAUCUCAGAAGUAAAGUAAGUACCGCCUAAUCCUGCGUUUCCCUCAUUCAUCACUCUCGCAGUGGAAUCUGCUUGAUUUGUUCUGAUUGCAGCAAAUAGCUUUUCAAAGGAGUAUUGGAAGCUCAGGUUUGAUAUGGGUUUGCAAAGUUGCUCCUAUUCCUGGUGAGACUAAAGUGGCGGUAUAUCAUCCUCACAAGUCACAAAGAGGAGCAAUUUGAUUGACAGCCCUAGAGUUGUUUAUAAGAGCAGUGACUCUGAAAUAGAUGUUGUACUGACUGAAGGGUGUGAUAUGGAUCCUGGGCCUAGUGAUGCAAGUGUUUUGACUAGACAAGCCGAGCAUCGGUCCACUUGGAUUUGGAAUGGCCCUGACGAGGGUGAGGAUAUGCCGGGCGUAUUAAAGUGUCGACACCGCUUUGUUGAUUUGCUACGACAUCAGCAGCUAGAUCCACGGAUUAUUCGUUACAUCGACGAGGCCGGUUUAUCUGGGUUAUAUGGUGUCCCAUUUAUAUCACUUGAUCAUGCAUUGAUCACUGCAUUGGUUGAGCGCUGGCGUCCAGAGACCCACACUUUCCACCUACCCCAUGGUGAGAUGACCAUUACUUUACAGGAUAUGGAGGUCAUGAUGGGGUUACCAGUAGAGGGGUUGCCAGUGAUAGGGAAGACUAACUUGAUUUGGGAGGAAGAAUGUGAACGCUUACUUGGUGUUAAGCCUCCAGCCCCAGUACCAAAGCCUAAUCAGAACAAGUCGGUGCUAGAUGGGACAAGAAUUAAAUCAAAAUGGCUCGCUAACCGCUUUAGAGCCCCCCUACCUGAGAAUGCCAGUGAAGAUUUGGUGCAACAAUAUGCUCGGUAUUAUUUACUUGAGCUGUUGGGUGGUAGCUUGUUUAUGGAUACCUCGGGAGGACGGAUCUCUCUUUUAUAUCUUCAGUUCUUGGAUCCCAUUAGUGAUGCCAAGAAAUACAGUUGGGGUAGUGCAGCCUUGGCAUGGUUGUAUAGACAGCUAUGCAAUGCCACCGACCUGAAGGCGAAGCAUAUUAGUGGUGCACUACUCUUGGUGCAGUUGUGGGUGUUUUCUAGGUUCCCACACAUGGUUCCAAAGAUGAAGGAACCACUUCAAGGUGCUCUGGACCAGGAAUUGCCGCUAGGUCCUCAUGCCAUUAGAUGGCAAGGGGCAAAGUGCACAAAAAACGCUCCCACACACGUACUAGAGGCAUAUCGUGCCUCAUUUUCUACAACCCAGGCCCAUCAGAUUGUCUGGGAGCCAUAUAAGGAGGUAUUGAGUACCCUGCCCACUUAUUGUACUGCAGGCCAACGAGUAUGGAGGUCUGUUGUCCCACUGAUUUGUUUUUGGAUUGUAGAGUUUCAUCACCCUGAACGUGUCCUACGUCAGUUCGGCAUGCAGCAGGGUGAACCACCUAUUGUUAACACUUCAGUUAAGCUUCAUGGGAUAACCUUGAGGGCGAAGAUGGAUAAAGACUGGAGGAAAGAACACGCUGUGUAUAUUCAGGAAUGGGAUAGUCGUGACCAGCGUGUACAUGAUGCACCUGUGUUUGAUGGGGUUAUGCAAUAUAAUCAUUCAUAUAUGAAGUGGUAUCGCCGUAUCACUCGAUAUCAUAUCAGUCGCAAUAGUGCAAAAUGGGACAUUAUAGUUAACACCCAGCUCCGUAUGCUAAGUAGGUGCCAACCAAAUUCUGAAAACUAUAAGGACAUCAUGGAUGUCCUCGACUUAGUGGGUGAGAUGAAUCGGGUCAAUCUAGAUAGUGCUUGCACUGUAAGCUCCACGAGGACACCGGCUGCAAGGCAUGGCGGGCGAAGUGGAGGGCGUGGCAGGCGACGUGGAGGGCGUGGCGGGCGACGUGGAGGGUGUGGCUUUGGAUGUGGCAGCUCACAUGAUCAGGAACACUCUGAUUCUGAUGAAUACCCUCCAUCUGCAGCGGAUAGAGACUCUGAUUCUGAUUAUGGCUUGUCCAUUGAUGACACUGGGAUACGCCCAUGCAUGAUCCAUGAUGAUAUUGGGCCAUCCACUACUCACGACGCCCCACCGUCCCCCCUACCCACCACUCUCCAUGAUGAUAUUGGGCCAUCCUAUACUCAUGAUGCCUCUUCGUCCCCCCUACCCCUCACCCCCAAUGACGAUACUGAGCCAUCCACUACUCAUGGAACCCCUUGGUUUCCCCUACCCUCCACCCCUAUGUCUGCCACACUCACCACUAAUGUUGCCUCCACGGACCUGGCUGGUGGUUCCUCAAGGAUAUUUAUACCCAUCCUUGGCCUACCCACACCACAUCACCAUUUUCCUACAAGGUCAGCCCAGAUACACUCACUCCCUAAACCCCAGCAAGAGGUUGCAAGGGUUGAGCAGCCACACAGUGAAAAUGUUGAGCAGCUAGAGCCUCCACCGCCCAAAUAUUUGAAACGCACUCGAAAUGAAGAGAGUAGCUGUGGAACUGGUGAAGAAAUUGCAUUGGAAACCACAACCAUGGAUGAUUGUGCAGCUUCUCUAGCUUCUCUUUCUAGUGCUUCCACAGGAGAUACCACUGAUUGUGCUCUUGCUUGUCCAUCCAACUCAUUACCCACACAACUAACAACAACAUCGAUAGCUGAACAAAAUCCUAGUUCAUUACUAGUACAACAACAAGUACCCACACUAACAUGGCCCAAGAACAGUGAGCUUGAUCUCGAUUGGAUUGAGAAUCUGAUAUCAAUCUUUGACUGGUCUUCCAAGAAUCUACCACCCUCAGAAUUCCCACUAGUACUUCCAGUUCAAGCCUUUGAUACUCUGAUUCUUACCGCAUCGAAGAUCCUCCACAAGGAGCCUAAUUGUAUCACAAUUGAUCCUGUUGAGUCAAGCUCUGUGGUUGUUGUCGGUGACAUUCAUGGCCAAUUGCAUGAUCUCAUAUUUUUAUUGAAACAUGCUGGGUUUCCUUCUCAAAAUCGAUUCUUUGUAUUCAACGGCGAUUAUGUUGAUCGAGGAGCUUGGGGCCUCGAGAGUUUCGUUCUCUUGUUGGCCUGGAAGGUCUUUAUGCCAGAUAAUGUAUUUCUUCUCCGUGGAAAUCAUGAGUCCAAGUAUUGCACUUCCAAUUAUGGCUUUGAGAAGGAGGUGCUGACAAAGUAUGGAGAUAGUGGUAAGCAUGUGUAUCGGAAAUGUUUGGGAUGCUUCGAAGAGCUUCCUUUGGCCUCUAUUAUAGCCGGGUGUGUAUAUACCGCUCAUGGAGGGCUUUUCCGCAGCAUACCUUUGGUCCUAUCAAAGAGAUCAAAACGGAAGAAGAGGCGUAGAGUAAGUUUCAACUCCGAGCCCAAGUCAUUAUCUCUUGGUUCUUUGGAGGAAUUAUCUGGAGCUCGAAGGUCGGUUCUUGAUCCUCCAUGGGAAGGCUUAAAUCUGAUUCCUGGUGAUGUGCUAUGGUCAGACCCAUCAAUGACUCCUGGUCUUUCUCUGAAUGAAGAGCGAGGCAUUGGACUAUUGUGGGGUCCCGACUGCACUGAAGACUUCCUCAAAAAGUUCAAUCUAAAGUUAAUCAUCAGAUCACAUGAAGGCCCUGAUGCGAGGGAAAAGAGGACUGGUUUUGGAGGAAUGGAUGAAGGAUAUACCAUUGAUCAUGUUGUGGAGUCAGGGAAGCUGAUCACUGUGUUUAGUGCUCCAGACUACCCCCAGUUUCAGGCAGGAGAGGAGAGAUACAAAAAUAAAGGGGCGUAUGUUGUUCUGGAACCCCCUAAUUUUGAUAAUCCAAAAUUUUACAGCUUUGAAGCAGUUGCUCCAAGACCACAGGUGAAUCCCUAUUAUGACUAUGUAGAUGUGAUUGACUCUGAUGAAGAAUUGGACCUGGCAUCAAUGGUAACUACUUCUGAAGGCCACAUCGGCUUAUCAGUAACUCCACAUCUCGAGACAGGGAUAGCCAAAAUUUGAGCAGCCACUUCUGGAGAGUACAGCUCUCUAGCCGUCCUGUUUUCAAGUCAAAUUGUAAAGAUAACAUUAAAUACCAAUUAACAGAUGUAGGCAUGUAGCUUGUUUUGAUUUCUGUAAGGAUUCCUAAUUGCGUAACCUAGGUCCUUUCCAAUUGAAAAAUA
Messenger RNA from Quercus robur (English oak), 4069 nucleotides. RefSeq lists its product as uncharacterized. Lineage: Eukaryota; Viridiplantae; Streptophyta; Magnoliopsida; Fagales; Fagaceae. Gene Ontology annotation, cellular component: cytosol; nucleus. Gene Ontology annotation, molecular function: protein serine/threonine phosphatase activity. The coding region runs from base 294 to 3908 and encodes 1204 amino acids. The transcript is spliced from 13 exons. The record is from RefSeq and is a predicted model, not a curated record.